AUGCGGGCCGUACGGACCCCCGCCGUGAGUGCGGGCCCGGGGGGGGGCUGGGACCAUGACUGUGCCACCCCAGUGUCCUGCACCCGGGAGCCCCCCAGAAGCACCAUCCUACAGCUCCCUAGGACUACGGCCUGGGGGCCCAGCGUCUCAGAGACCCCCGCACCUCCUGCCCUGAAGCCUGGUGCCCAUGAGCCCCCUGACAAUCCCACCCUGGUUCCCGGUGCCCUAGAGCCCCCUGGCAGCUCCACUCCAGGGCCCAGCACCCCGGAGCCCCCCAGCAACACUGUGCCAGCCCCUACAUGUAGCUCUAUCCCAGGGCCAUGCACCCCAGAGCCCCCUGGCAGUCCUGUGCCACCCCCUAUAUGUAGCUCUACCCCAGAGCCCCCCAGCAGCCCCGUGCCACCCCCUACAUGUAGGUCUAUGCCAGGGCCAUGCACCUCAGAGCCCCCCAGCAACACCGUGCCAGCUCCCUUGUGCAGCCCCAUCCCGGAGCCCACUGACAGCACCGUGCCACCCCCUACAUGUGGCUCUGCCCCAGGGCUGUGCACCCCAGAGCCCCCCAGCAACACCAUGCCAGCCCCCCUGUGUAGCUCCAUCCCAGGGCCCAGCACUCCGGAGCCCCCCAGCAGCCCCGUGCCAGCCCCUACAUGUAGCUCUGCCCCAGGGCCGUGCACCCCAGAGCCCCCCAGAAACACCGUGCUGCCCUGCAAUUCCACCCCAGGGCCCAGCACCCUUGAGCCCCCUGGCAGCCCCGUGCCAGCCCCCCUGUGCAGCUCCAUCCCAGGGCACAGCACCCCGGACCCCCCCAGCAGCGCUCCCCCAGUACCCUGCACCCCCAAGCCCUCUGGCAUCAUCAGCUCAGUGCCUUGCACCCCAAACUCCCUGGGUAGCACCACUCUGGCACCCUACACGCCCGGGACCCCUGGUGAUGCCAGUCCAGCCUCCUGCACCCCAGGGCCCCCCGGCACCAGCUCCACCCCGCAGGAAGCUCCCUUCCAUGGCUGGCGCAUGGUGCCCACCAACCUCUCCUGCAGCCCCGUGACCACCGAGUCCUCGGCUGGAGAUGAGAGUGCAGGUCCCUCGCCUUGCCAGGACACCCCUAAGGGUACCCAGUCCCCACCCCCUGCACCCCCAGAGCAGGGACCCUCUCCCACCCAAGGAGAUAGGUCUGAGCGUGCUGGAUUGGAGGCAGCAGCCACCCCCGUCCCCUCAUCUGAGGUCACCCCGGGUGCUGUGUCCUGGAUGUUGCCGCUGGUGUGGCUGGAGAAGAGCCUCAACGCCUCGUCCCUGCUGGAGUCUCUGAGGCACAGCCUGCCCCUGCCCGCGUCGCAGCGGGAUGCCCACACUGGCGUCACCCCCGUGUCCACCGCGGUGGCCGGGACCAGCGUCACCCCCGUGUCCACCGCAGUCGCUGGGACCAGCAUCACCCCCGUGUCCACCGCGGUGGCCGGCACCUUCAUGACCCCCCGGGACCUGCAGGAGAGGAGCACGAACACAUCUGUGGAUGCCCCCCCCUCUGCCAAGGACAGCGCUGCCGAAACGGACUCCUUGCUCUGGCACUGUCCCCGGGAGCAGCUGAAGUCCUUGCCCCGGGCAGAGCUGGAGGGGCGGCUGGAGAGCACCCUCAUCAUCAUGGAAGCCCUUUCCCUCCGGCUGCGCCACUGGCAGGAGAGCCAGAGACCGCUGCUCGGCGUGGGGCCGGCCGAGCAGAGGGAUGCGCUCACCCAGACGGAUGUCACCCACCCCAAAGGGGAGGAGGAGAUCUACUGCAACCUCUACCUCAACCUGCGGAGGAAAACGGAGGCUCUGCAGCGGCAGCGGGGAGCAGAGCAGGACCUGCAGCGGGAGCUGGAGCUGGCUGCUGCAGGGAUGAGCACCUGGAGCAAACAGUGCCUCCUGUUUCGGGGCCUUAUGGAUGAUGCCUUCCAGACCUUGCAGGAUGAGCAGGGAGCCCUCUCCCAGAAGCAGGAGCAGGUGAAGGUCCUGGUGUCACGGUGUCGGGCUGUGCUGGAAAACGUGCCCGACAAGCUACGGAGCUGCCUGGAGGAACGGGAUGCCAUGAGGCAGAGAGCGGAUGAAGCCAUCCGAGCCAAGGAGGAGGGAGAUCGCUUCCUGGAGGCCUUCCGUGCCCAUGCCAGUGCCCAGAUCAGUGCCCGUGACCAGAGCCUGGCCUCCCAGCAAGAUCUGAGCACGCUGCUGGCAGAUGCCAUCAAUGAGCAGGCAUCUCUGGCUGCCAACGCUCAGUCUUUCCGGGAAUUCAUAGAUGCCACCUUUGAAAACCUGGAGGAGGAAAGGAGAGCCCUGGACGUGGAGCGAGAAGAGGUGAGGGCCCUGGUGUCCCGGUGUCGGGCUGUGCUGGAGAAUGUGCCCGGCAAGCUGCAGGGCUGCCUGGAGGAGCGGGAUGACAUGAGGCAACAAGCAGAUGAAGCUCUUCAAGCCAAGGAGGAGGCAUCCGUUCAACUGGAGGAGACCUCAGUGGCCCUGCGAGAUGCGGAGGCUCAGCUGGAGCAGCUGACGGUGGCCAACUCACGCCUCAGCACAGAUCUGACCUCCCUGAUGACAAAUCUGGCCAGCCUGGAGCAGGAGAGGGAUGCGCUGCAGCAGGAGAACGAGAAUCAGUGGGAGGAGAUAGCCCGGCUGGCACAGCAGAGGGACACCCUGCAGCGGGAGUGCAACGGGCUGCUCCAGGAGCUGCGGGAGGCCACCGAGUGCCGGGAGUUCCUCGACCAGGAGAACCGCAUGUCCCGCACGCAGCUGCUGGAGCUGGAGGCCAGGCAGAAGUCCACGCUGGCCACCCUGCAGGAGCGCAACUUGCAGUACGAGGAGCUGAUGGAGUCCCACCAGCGCUUACGGGAAGAGCAGGCUGCCCUCAGCGUGGAGCUGGAGACCACCAAGGCUGAGCUCCGGGACUUGCAGCUCAAGAGGGAGAAAGUCUCCUGGUGCUCCACAGACAUCACCGAGAGCAAGAUACGGCUGCAGGAGCUCGCCGACUGCCUCAGGGCUGCUCUGCAAGAGGAGGAUGAAGAUGCCCCAUCAAGAAGCAGAACCUGGACCCCAGCUCCACGGACACCGAGCUGGCAGACCCCAGGCCGUGCCUGGACCCCUGCGUGCCGCACACCAGCCUGCCGUACCCCGUACCGUGCCGGGGACUCCUUCGUGGGCAGCGUCCUGAAAGCGGUGUCGGGGAAAGAUGCUGAUGAAGCCUCCGGAGGUGGGAGUGUGUUCACCAAGGACAAAUCUGCCUCUACACCGAAGCCAAUGGAGCCUGAGGACGGUCUGCUGGAGAGCGUGAAGGAGCUGAGAUCUGUGGUCUCCAGCCUUGCCAUGCUGAGUUCCCGCAUCGAGGAGCUGGAGCAGAGCGAGUUCAAGGCGCUGCAGACAGAGAUCUCCGACCUGCAGCUCCAGCUGAAGACGGUGACAGCUGAGAGCCAGGAGAAGAUGGAUGCCCAGGCUGCCACCAUUGCCAAGCUGAACAAGGCGCUGAGGGGCAAGCUACAGAAUGAGAAGGAGCUGCAGGAUGUGGUGAAACGGCAGGAAGAGAAGAUGCUGCAACUCAUUGACAAGAGCGGGGAAGUCACGACGCUGAAGGAAGAGAUCUCCCAGUUAAAGCGCUCCCUCCAGCGCGCGGAGACAGAGGCCAAGGUGCUGUGGGAGGAGAUGCGGGGGCAGGAACCCAAGGUGGAUGCUGUCUAUGUCCAGGAACGAGUCAUGCUGCGGCAGGAGGUGGACAAACUGCGGCUGCUGCUCCUGGAGAAAGGGAAUGAGAACCUGCUGCUCUCCGACAAGUACCGGGAACAGGUCCGAGGGCUGGAGAUGAGACUCCAGCACGCUCAGAAAGUGCUGAGGAGCCAUGAGGAGAUGCAGGAGAAGAUGAGAGAGGUCCUGUGGGCCAUCCCUGAUGCUGCAGCUCACUGCCAGGAGUUCCCCAACCUCCUGCAGUACUUGGGCCUGAAGCUGGACAGUGGCACCAAGGAAGCCGCUGAGCCGCUGUAGCCUGAAACCUUCCUCUUCUUAAUGUUGUAAUUAUGUAUUGAAUAAAGUUUUGUUGGCUUUUUA
Molecule: messenger RNA, 4056 nt
Organism: Calidris pugnax (ruff)
Lineage: Eukaryota; Metazoa; Chordata; Aves; Charadriiformes; Scolopacidae
Gene: SPAG5
Product: sperm associated antigen 5
Exons: 23
Coding region: 1-3993 (1330 amino acids)
Biological process (GO): cell division; regulation of attachment of spindle microtubules to kinetochore
Source: RefSeq, a predicted model, not a curated record